CGAACUAUUGAGAAACUACAGGUGCAUCAAAUACAUUUACCUGGCGACCAGACGUCUCGCGAGAUGCCACAUAAUCGUCAAAUUCUAGUCGUGUUAGAUUGCUGAUAAGAUAUUUAUUUAUGUACAAUACAUAAUGUUUACCAGGAUUUGUUACAGGUUACCAUGACAACAUGAGGAGAAAACAAUUAGUGUCCCUGGUAGUUCUGAUCUUCCUGACAUGGAACAUUCUGAUGUAUUACUUCCUGGUUUCUAAGAAUCCAACUAAGGGAAUUGAUGAGUCGGUCAGCAAUAAGAUAAAAUGGCUACAGAAUGAUAUAGAGAAACAAAUCAGAGAUAAUGAAAAGCUACUGGAAGAUCUUCGUCAAAUACAAGAAGAUACAGUGAAGAAAGAAAAAGGGAACAAGCUGAAAACUCAUGGAGUUAAAGACACUGAUCCUGCCACACAUAAGAUAGCUGUGUUAAUGUUCUCCUGUGAUAGAACUACUGUUAGUCGCAGUCUAGACUCUUUAUUAAAAAUUCGUCCAAAAGGUGAUCGGUUCCCUAUUGUUGUCUCUCAGGACUGCGGCCACAAGCCAACAUCUGAUGUCAUACAAACAUAUGUCAAGAAAGAGAAGGGACUGGUUACACAUAUAAAGCAACCUGACCUUAGUGAUUUAAAACUUGCUUGGCCACAGAAGAAGUUCAAAGGCUACUUCAAAAUUGCCCGACAUUAUAAAUGGGCACUCGAUCAAAUUUUCUUCACUUUUAAUUAUACGGCAGUUAUAAUCGUAGAAGAUGAUCUUGAAUAUUCACCUGAUUUCUUCGACUACUUUUCUGCCACCUACCCAAUACUAAAGGCAGAUCCUACUCUAUGGUGUGUGUCAGCCUGGAAUGAUAAUGGUAAAAUUGGCAUGGUAUCUGAUGAUCCAGAAUUACUGUACAGAUCAGACUUUUUUCCUGGAUUGGGAUGGAUGUUAGAAAAACAUGUCUGGCUUGAACUUAGUCCAAAAUGGCCAGAUUCAUUUUGGGAUGACUGGAUGAGACAUCCAGACCAAAGGAAAAAAAGAGUUUGUAUACGACCAGAGAUUUGUAGGACAAGCACCUUUGGUAAAAAGGGGGUUAGCAAGGGAUUAUUUUUUGACAAACAUUUAAAAUUUAUAAAGCUUAAUGAGAAGCCAAUAGACUUUACCAAGAAAGAUUUAACCUAUUUAAUACAAGAAAAUUAUGAUCCAACAUUCCACCAAACAGUUUAUGGCACACCGUUAGCUUCUGUGACAGAUGUGAUAGCAUUGAGGAAGAAGUCACUUCCUGCUUUACGAGUUCAGUACUCAACAAAAGAAGAAUUUAAGUCGGCAGCUAAAACAUUAAAAAUAAUGGAAGAUUUUAAGGCUGGCGUACCUAGAGUUGCUUACCACGGUGUUGUUAGCUUUAUGCGUUCCGGUCAAAGAAUUUAUUUAGCCCCUCCGGAAGGGUGGAAAGGUUAUGACACAUCCUGGACGUGACAACUGCUGAACUUAGUCAUUUAUGUACAAUUGUGUGCGUCUACCAUAAACAGUGAUUGAAAGAGUUAUUUUAGUUACAUACACAUAGUUUUGUUUUUGAGCCUGAUUGGUAAACCUACCUAUUUUUAGUUGUUAGGAGAACCACCAUUUUCAGGCCACAGCUGCCAUGUCUAUUACAUGAAGUUCUGUACUCCGAACUAGGAAUCCAUGAUUUGAAAUAAAGCUAUGGUAAAAUUUAGGCAGUAAGUGUUACCCUGUUGGGUAGUUGGAGAUGGCAAAGUUUGCAUCCGUAUAAAUGUUUAUUUAUUUUAUCAGGUACCAAUUUUCAUUUCGAAUGUUAUCUGAUUACUAUAUAUAUAUAUAUAUAUGCAGCUCACUAGUAAAUAUAUAUUUGUCUUAUUCACCCUUUUCCAUUUUAUAAUCAGUAUAGUUAAGAUGUGACAUGAAUUCAUUUAUAUUCUUGGAUGCCUAUUAUUGUGGAUUGAGUCAAUGCAGUAUUAGUUAAGUAGCUCUACAGACUAGUUAGUAUGCUGUUCGUUUUAUACCGGUAAAUACAGAACAAAGACUGAACAUAUUUACUGCAUAAGAAUUGUAUGAAGUGGUCUUAAAUCAGUCCAAUGGAUGUUACUGAAUUUUUACUGAAUUACAGAAGAAGGCAUAAUAAUUUUUACAUGGUCAUUUCAGUUAAGUUAAGUAAUGACUUAAUUUUAUUGUUUUAUUUGAAGUGAGUUGAACUCUUUACAAGAAGGCAUUCUAACUUUGAUGAUCAGGGUAACCACAAAUUUAAAUGUACAAAUAAGGGUUUUAAUUGAAAUAGCGUUUGUAAGAGGAAUUUGGCAAACAGCAACAUCAAACAUCAUAGAACAUAAAAGCAUGUGUCUCAAUCCACUAACAUUAGUAUCCAAGAAUAUAAAUAAAUUCAUGCUAUCUUAUUAUCUGCACUAUAUUUUUUGCACUUCAGCUAAUGAUUAUUUUUGCAAUCCACCAGUCCAUUGUAAUAAUUGGUUUGUAGUUCAUUCCCUUUAAUUAACACAAACUUUUAUAUUUAAUAUUUAUGUUUGGAAGUAAAACAGUUGUUAUUGUAUGAGUGAAUUGUUAUGUUUGUUUUCUUUAUGAUUUGUUGUAAUAAUGAUAUAUCUGUAUCGUAUAGAUUGGAUCUUGUUAGUGAUAAGUUAUUGUAUGAAGCUACUUGAGUGAUCUGAGCUUUCUGAGUGAGAGUAUGAGAAUGUAUGUAAUCAUGAGUCAUUUCUGUUGCCUUGGGAAGCAGCAAUAAACAGAUUUUCAUUUAGAAUGUUUCUUGGCUACCCCCUCAAUGAUAUUGUUGCUGAGAAAUACCAUCAAUAAUCUAUAAUUCCAUCACAACUAGAAAGUGGCAAUGUUAUUUUAUUAUGUUAUCUGUCAAUCUGUGAUUGAAAAUUUUUGUAAAGAAAUCCAAGGAAUUUUUUAUGCUACAAUUAAUCUUGUAUUGUUAAAUUAUGUACUUGAAAUUUUUUAACAAUGAGCGGUUGUAUCCUUACUAUUAUGAAAAAAGUGAACAGAUAGAAAUUACUGUAACUGACAUUAACAUCAGGUUGCAAGAAUGUUUUUGAAAUUAGAUAUUUUUUCUAAUAAUGAUUCACCCCCAAAAAAUGUCCUGUUUUAUUCAUUCAUACAUAAAAGUCACAUGCACCUUUUCAUUUCAUACAAACAUUAAACUGUGUCUUGCCACCGAGUUAAUGACAUAAACAGUACCACAAUUUCUGCACCUGUAACACAAUGCUAUCAUUAAUGUCUCUUCAGGGCCAAAAUAUGGUUAAAUCCAAAACAAGACCAAAAAUGUAGUCAAAGUCAGGUAACAAAUCAGAGAAUCAAAGCUUUGCAUUGGGGAAAUAUAGUCCUUAUUUUGUAAUAAUUUCCAAAAUUAUGUAACAGCAAUUCUUACAACACUAAAUCCGUAUUUUGAUGUAGUUAUCUAAGUUCUGGGUUAGAGGUAUCAUUACUGGUAUUAACAGUAUAAAGUCUUCUGAGGUAGAUACUUGUUAGUAUGAAUAGAAUGUUACUUUAGUUAAAACUCAACAAUGACAUAUGUUUUAAUUGUUGAUGGAAAUCUACACAUUGUUUUCCUGAUAACUUACCUAUAACAUUCCCAAUUGUAUGUACAUAUGUCUCUCUGUGAUCAUCAUGUGAUUGUCAUGUGAUCGUCAUGUGGCAACAAGAAAGUCUCAAUGUGAUUUUACUGACUAGGUAUAUCUUAUCAGAAAUGUAAUAAAUUUUCAAUUAAACAAUGUUGUAACUAUAAACAUCACCAUGACAUGUAUAAGAUAAUUCUUACACUAGGUGAAAGUUGGUUAGAUAAUAUUAAAUACAAUUUGUAUACUCAACAUUUGAAAAAAGAAGCCAAAUGUUUUGAAAAGAUUGACAAACUGAAGUAUGAAGUAGGUUUUAUAGAACUUUUUGGUUUUAUGGCACUUUUGGGUUUUGUGCUACAUUUGAACUUGAAGAUCUAGAUGAAAUCAAUUUAUAUUAAUUUUUCAAUUGAUAAAUAAGUAAAGUCCUUUUUUAUGAUCAUGUUGAUGUUUAAUUAGAGGAAAAGUCCUUCAUGCAUC
Messenger RNA from Mytilus trossulus (common blue mussel), 4066 nucleotides. RefSeq names its product alpha-1,3-mannosyl-glycoprotein 2-beta-N-acetylglucosaminyltransferase-like. The transcript is spliced from 12 exons. Gene Ontology annotation, molecular function: alpha-1,3-mannosylglycoprotein 2-beta-N-acetylglucosaminyltransferase activity. Gene Ontology annotation, biological process: protein N-linked glycosylation. The record is from RefSeq and is a predicted model, not a curated record. Lineage: Eukaryota; Metazoa; Mollusca; Bivalvia; Mytilida; Mytilidae. Gene Ontology annotation, cellular component: Golgi apparatus. The coding region runs from base 171 to 1481 and encodes 436 amino acids.